Chanos chanos (milkfish) is the source of this 2412-nucleotide messenger RNA. RefSeq names its product neuroligin 1 (gene nlgn1). Gene Ontology annotation, molecular function: neurexin family protein binding. Bases 58 to 2412 code for a protein of 784 amino acids. The record is from RefSeq and is a predicted model, not a curated record. The transcript has 6 exons. Lineage: Eukaryota; Metazoa; Chordata; Actinopteri; Gonorynchiformes; Chanidae. Gene Ontology annotation, cellular component: membrane.
UGGAUACUGGGAUUAGCUUCGCAAGCUCUGCUAGCUGCCUCGCAGAAACUGGACGAGAUGGACCCGGUGGUAACCACCACCUACGGGAAACUGAGGGGCUUCAAGAAGGAACUCAACAAUGAAAUUCUGGGGCCCGUCAUCCAAUUUCUUGGCGUGCCCUACGCGGCGCCCCCUACUGGUGAACGACGGUUUCAGCCCCCCGAGCCCCCGGUGUCUUGGCCAGACGUGCGUAACGCCACCCAGUUCGGCCCUGUCUGCCCUCAGACCAUUAUGGAGGGCAGACUGCCUGACGUCAUGUUGCCCGUGUGGUUCACCAACAGCCUGGAGAUCGUCUCUACCUAUGUGCAGGACCAGAGCGAGGACUGUCUUUUUCUCAACAUUUAUGUGCCCACGGAGGAUGGUCCCCUUACAAAGAAACAGAAUGAUGAUAUAAGUGAUAAUGACGGUGCUGAGGAAGAAGACAUCCGCGAGAGCGGGAGCCCCAAACCGGUGAUGGUGUUCAUUCACGGGGGAUCAUACAUGGAAGGCACCGGAAAUAUGUUUGAUGGAAGCAUCUUGGCUAGUUACGGCAAUGUCAUCGUCAUAACCAUGAACUAUCGGCUAGGCGUUCUGGGUUUUUUAAGCACGGGUGAUCAAGCGGCUAAGGGGAACUAUGGCCUGCUGGAUCAGAUCCAGGCCCUGCGCUGGACUAGUGAAAACAUAGCUUUCUUUGGGGGUGACCCUUUACGCAUUACUGUUUUUGGAUCAGGGGCUGGUGCCUCCUGUGUCAACCUUCUGACUUUGUCCCAUUAUUCUGAAGGCCUCUUCCAGAGAGCUAUAGCACAGAGUGGUACCGCUCUAUCCAGCUGGGCAGUCAGCUUUCAGCCUGCUAAGUAUGCCCGCAUGCUGGCAAAGAAGGUGGGCUGUAACCUCAAAGACUCAGUGGACCUGGUGGAGUGUUUGCAGAAAAAGCACUACAAGGAGCUGGUAGAGCAGGACAUCCAACCGGCGCGUUACCACAUCGCUUUUGGGCCCGUCAUUGACGGUGACGUCAUUCCCGACGACCCCCAGAUUCUCAUGGAGCAAGGCGAGUUCCUCAACUAUGAUAUCAUGUUAGGUGUCAACCAGGGCGAGGGCUUAAAGUUCGUGGAGCUCAUCGUGGACAACGAGAACGGCGUCCAGGCCAACGACUUCGACUACGCCGUGUCGAGUUUCGUCGACGACCUCUACGGUUACCCGGAGGGCAAGGACAUACUUCGGGAAACCAUUAAGUUUAUGUACACGGACUGGGCAGACCGCCACAACCCAGAGACCAGGAGGAAGACCCUGCUGGCGUUGUUUACCGAUCACCAGUGGGUGGCGCCUGCUGUGGCCACCGCAGACCUUCACUCCAGCUUCGGGUCGCCGACCUACUUCUACGCCUUUUACCAUCACUGCCAGACCGAGCAGGUUCCCCCCUGGGCGGAUGCAGCCCAUGGCGACGAGAUCCCUUACGUGUUUGGCUUACCCAUGAUCGGACCCACCGAACUCUUCCCCUGCAACUUCUCCAAGAACGACGUGAUGCUCAGCGCUGUGGUCAUGACCUACUGGACCAACUUCGCCAAAACUGGUGACCCUAACCAGCCGGUCCCUCAGGACACGAAAUUCAUCCACACCAAACCUAACCGCUUUGAGGAGGUGGCCUGGAUGCGCUACAACCAGAAAGACCAGCUGUAUCUGCAUAUCGGCCUUAAGCCUCGCGUCAAAGAGCACUAUCGCGCCAACAAGGUCAACCUGUGGCUGGAACUGGUGCCUCAUCUCCACAGUCUCAACGAGGUAACGCAGAUCAUCUCCACCACCACCAAGGUGCCUCCACCAGAAGUGACUCCACGUACCCCUAGGCCUCCGAAACCCAACACCAAGCGGCCCAACCCCACGCCUUUCCCCACCGAGCCGCAAGAAAUCUCUAACCAAAACCAGCCUUUCCUGGUGGACCAGAGGGACUACUCCACAGAGCUGAGCGUCACCAUUGCAGUGGGAGCUUCUCUCCUCUUCCUCAACAUCCUGGCGUUCGCCGCGUUGUACUACAAGAAGGACAAACGGCGACACGAGGUGCACCGGCGCUGCAGUCCCCAACGGAGCACCGCCAACGAACUCCCACACGCCCAGGAGGAAGAGAUCAUGUCCUUACAGAUGAAGCAUGGCGACCUGGAACGGGACUGCCGCGAGACAAUGCAUCAGCACGAGGUCCUCAGGGCUGGCUGUCCACCCGACUACACGCUGGCCAUGCGACGAUCUCCUGACGACAUCCCUCUAAUGACUCCAAACACCAUCACUAUGAUCCCCAAUAGCAUGGGUCUGGGCUCCCUACACCCAUUCAACAGCUACCCCAGCGGACAGAAUAAUACACUACCACACCCGCACCCACACUCACACUCCACUACCAGAGUAUAG